GAAAGUCAAAAUGUUCAAGUUUAUCAUUCUUUCCGUCCUCGCGGUAACCGGUGCUUUGGCAGCACCUAAACCCAGCGUUUUCGCAGCCGCUCCUCUAGCAGUUGCUCCUGCAGUAGCUCCCGCAGUGGUUACAGCUCAAAGUUCCCAGGUGGUAGCUCGCAACUACAACGCUCUAGUGGCUCCAGUAGCUCCAGUUGUUGCUCCAGCCCCAUACCUGGCUCCCGCCCCAUAUCCUGCUCCAUUUGUAGCUCCUUCUCCAUACCUUGCCGCAAGUUACAGGGUUGCAGCCCCAGCUUUGGCGGCGCCUUACUUUGCUGCUCCAGGAAUUGUAGCACCUCUACUUUAAUUAAUUUGUUACA
Molecule: messenger RNA, 359 nt
Organism: Anoplophora glabripennis (Asian longhorned beetle)
Lineage: Eukaryota; Metazoa; Arthropoda; Insecta; Coleoptera; Cerambycidae
Product: arabinogalactan protein 1-like
Exons: 2
Coding region: 11-346 (111 amino acids)
Source: RefSeq, a predicted model, not a curated record